AUGAACCACGGCCAGGUGGCGCUCUGCACAGGUGAGGGUGUGAAAGAGAAGCUGUCCAUACGAGGUGACGGAGAAAAGGUAGAGGCCCGUCACCAUGGACCACAGCAUGCCGAAGAAAACGCCAACACAGAACAAAGCACAGCCCAACACGCCCACCGUCUCCAUGGCAACCAGGUGGUAGGUGAAGACGUCCGAGUGGCUCGUCGCCGCGGAAGCCGAGUGCCGGUUCUGCCGCCAUUGUUGGAGACCGAGGUGGAGGACGAGGAUGCAGAGAGGGAGGAGAAGGAGGAUGUCACGUGCCCUCGGGACUUCCCAAGCACCAUUGCGCCGCACUUGCGCAAUAGUGUAUUCUCGCCGAAUCUACUGCCUCGCCAGAGGCUCAGGCUCUGGGGCCCCGGCAGGCCGGCUACAGGGCCAGACCAGCGGCCAGAGGUGGAGGAGGAGGCCCGGGCCCACGUCGUCUCCGAGGGUGGCGACGUCACCAACGCCACCCUGGUGCUGAGCCGGUGGAGGGUCCAGUUCGGCCGGUACCAGGGCCAGACCUUCCACUGGCUCCUGGAGAACGACGUGGGCUAUGCCGUUAAUCUGGUUUCCUCUCACCAGAAGGAGCGAGAGAGGACAGGGUCUCAGUCCCCGCUGAUGGCCAACAAGGAUGCCUUCACCCGGUACUCCUCAGACUACCAGGACUUUGUGGAAGCCGUUAGGUUCCACAAUGCGUUUGAGGAGGCCCGGGUGAAGUCCCUCCAGCCUGGGCAGGUAAGAGCCAGUUUAACCACACUGUGUGCCUGCGUGUUGGACAUGGAUGAAACUGAGACUGAGACUGAUGCUGCUGCUUGUUGCUGCAGGUUGUCCUGUGACCUGAGGGUGGUUGCACAGCUGAAGUCCCGCACUCUUGGCAACAGUGCCACUCAGCUGUGCAACACCCUGCGGGAGACCCACGCUGACUCCUGGAUGCGGAGAGCGAUCCACUACCUCGGCGUGUGCGAGCAGUUCCUGGCCUUGUGCUCCGACUUUGUGGAAGCCGUUAGGUUCCACAAUGCGUUUGAGGAGGCCCGGGUGAAGUCCCUCCAGCCUGGGCAGGAGGGACAGGCCCUUGUUGGCUUCGGUGACUUCAAAUUUGAGACCCUGCAGAGCCUGUACGAGGCUGAGGACCCCAAGAAGAUCCGAUUCGUCAACUACCUGAGGAGGAAGGCGCCAGCUCCAGGCACGCAGAUGGAGAACGCCGUCCGCUACGGUCCCAGAGCUGCAUCCCAAUUUGCAGCCUUUGUCUCUGGCCGGCGUUCUCUCUCUGCGGUGGAAAUGCGGGCAAAGAUAAAGAAGCUGGUGGUGUCUAAGCCUGCAUUUCCAGCCUCCUCCAGACGAGCUCUUUCCUCAAAACCACCCGAGGACCCCACGGAUGAAGAGCUGGUCCAGGCAGUAGUUGACAAGAACUGGAAACCAAACACCUCAGCAGUACAGGCCCCUCUCUCACUCCUCCCUCCUCCUCCACCUCCUGUUACCUCCUCCCUGCCACGGGGGCAACAUGGAGAAACAGCAGGGCCAGAGGAGCCCACUGAUGAGGAGAUGCUGGAGGCCUCACAGGAGCCUCAUGCUCCUCUGGCCCAGGCUCCACCUCUGGCCCAGGCUCCACCUCUGGCCCAGGCUCCACCACCAGUCCAGGCUCCACCUCUGGCCCAGGCUCCACCACCAGCCCAGGCUACACCAGUGGUCCAGGCUCCACCACCAGCGGUCCAGGCUGCCCCACGGGUCCAGGCUCCACCACCACCACCACCUGCACUGACGGGGCAGAUGGCUGCCCCACCACCCCCUCCACCUGCUGGCAGUGCUGAGUUGCUCCCUGACUCCUGGAGAGCAGCUCUCACUGCAGAGCAGCAGCAGUGGAUCGGCCGGGUGCUGUUUUCCAGGGACAGCUCGGGGAGGCCACGGCUCAUCGGAGACCUGAACCUCUGGUGGUACCCUCCCCAGACCCGGCCGGUCUACAGUCAGCCUCCCGCGUCCCCCGACCCCUUCUUCGCAUGUCGGCUGUUCCUGUGGAUGCCACACAGGAUCUGGCGUCUGCAGCUGACAUGCCCCCAGCCUUCAUGCACAGGGUCCAUGAUGAAGGCUGGGCUGUACAGGACCAUCCGGAGGGUCCUGGACAUCGACGGCUGGUAUCUCAUGGCCACUGAGUACCUAGAGUGCCGUCGAUGUAAGAAGAAGGUCGGAGGCUGGUCACAGGGCAUCAUCAGGCAGCUGCCACACACCUACAGCUGCCAAUUUCCUGCUGUACUCACGUACAGGUUGUCCUGUGACCUGAGGGUGGUUGCACAGCUGAAGUCCCGCACUCUUGGCAACAGUGCCACUCAGCUGUGCAACACCCUGCGGGAGACCCACGCUGACUCCUGGAUGCGGAGAGCGAUCCACUACCUCGGCGUGUGCGAGCAGUUCCUGGCCUUGUGCUCCGUGAGGGGGCAGUUUCUACCACCGCCCCAGAUGCCCCCUCUGCCGUCAGCCGAGUGGCUGCUGACGGUCUACGGCUAUGACGUCCUGAUGCGGCUGGAGGAGUACAAGGCCAGGAUCACAUCCACCUUUGGAUCCAUCCUGAAGACGGAUUCAACCAAGAAGGUGACGAAGAAGCUCGCAGGUAUCGCCUCGGACACGGCCGCGUGGGUUACCAACGUCGGUAACGAGCAUGGGCAGGUCCUCAUCAGUGUCCUCACCUCCUCAGAGGGCUCUGAGGGCCUGUCCUGCAUGGCGGCCGGAUUGAUGAGGCGAUACCAGCACGCCGGGGUAGCUCCCCCCCAGCUCAUCUACGUAGACCGGGACUGCUGCAGCCGAGACGGCGUGUCCAAGACAGCUGCCUUAUUUCCAGAGUGGGGACAGCUGCUGGUGAGGCUGGACAUCUGGCUGGACACCUGAUGCGAAGCGCCGCAUCAGGUGUCACCACUGAGUCUCACCAGCUCUACCCCACUUUCAUGAGGCAGCUGUCUCAUUGCAUCUUCGAGGUGGACU
This is a messenger RNA of Amphiprion ocellaris (clown anemonefish), 2991 nucleotides long. RefSeq lists its product as uncharacterized. The transcript is spliced from 15 exons. Lineage: Eukaryota; Metazoa; Chordata; Actinopteri; Pomacentridae. The coding region runs from base 1 to 2898 and encodes 965 amino acids. The record is from RefSeq and is a predicted model, not a curated record.